Penicillium maclennaniae is the source of this 603-nucleotide messenger RNA. RefSeq names its product nucleoside phosphorylase domain-containing protein. Gene Ontology annotation, molecular function: catalytic activity. Lineage: Eukaryota; Fungi; Ascomycota; Eurotiomycetes; Eurotiales; Aspergillaceae. The coding region runs from base 1 to 603 and encodes 200 amino acids. Gene Ontology annotation, biological process: nucleoside metabolic process. The transcript has a single exon. The record is from RefSeq and is a predicted model, not a curated record.
AUGGGUACCUAUGGGAUAACAUCAGCUGCGAACACGUUUGUGGACAUGAAGCGGACAUUUACGUCACUAGAGUUUGGUCUCAUGGUUGGUAUUGGAGGCGGCGUGCCAAGCAAGACUGACGUUCGACUCGGAGAUGUUGUUGUCUGUAGGCCAAGUGCCGGCGAGAGCGGCGUGAUACAAUACGACUUUGGGAAGAUGCUUAGUACUGGAGCCUUUCAGCGUACGGGAUACUUAAAUGAACCGCCGCGCCUGCUCCUGAAUGCCUUGAAUCAUAUAGAGAGUGAGUAUAAGAUCGGAAAUGGGUCCAUAGGACAGAUCAUUGCCGAUGUCCUUGACAGAAAUGAAUUUAUGAGAAAAGAGUUCUCUCGGCCCGAAGACGACUGGCUUUUCGACGCAGCAUAUGACCAUCAAGGUUGUGGUGAAAGUUGCCAUGCUUGCGACAUGGCGCAAUUAGUCCACCGAAAGCCCAGGGGAAGCGAUAAUCCUUCGAUUCAUUACGGGUUGAUCGCCUCUGGGAACAGCCUUCUGAGAGAUGCCGUCUCACGGGAUCGCAUGCUGGAAAGAACAAUAUCCUGUGCUUCGAAAUGGAGGCUGCAGGCUUGA